Dentiscutata erythropus is the source of this 282-nucleotide messenger RNA. The record is from the annotation of a GenBank genome assembly. NCBI's taxonomy places the organism in Eukaryota, Fungi, Glomeromycota, Glomeromycetes, Diversisporales, Gigasporaceae.
CAACAUACAGCAAUAAACAUUGCAGAAGGAAUUGAAGCAGUAAUGUAUAAACUUGAUAUUAAUAAGUUUAUUGCUGUAAUUACAGACAAUGCACCAAACAUAAAAGCUGCUUGGUGUAUUCUCAAAACUUUUGUUAGUUUAAUUAAUAAGCUUGAAGAAGAUAGACCACUUUUAUCAGUUGCAUUUUUAAAAUUACAACAAUUGGAAGUAUUUAUAUAUAAUAAUACUUAUGUUCCAAAUAGCAUUAUUGUAAAAAAUAUACAAUUUGCAAAAUAUUGUUGA